AUGCCUCCUGCCCCAGAAAGAAAGGACCCUGCAGAGUCUGGCUAUAUCCUGUUCUCAGCCAGGGGAAGUGAAGAUCGUGUUCUGAGGAGGGGACCAUCUGAGAGGGAACCACAUCAGGCUAGCAGAGGGAAGAGUUCUAGACUGCCAGGAUUUAAGGCUUGUGGAAUCCUAUCACUACACUUCUGCUCACACUCUUACCUGCUGCCUCCAACAAUAAUCAUCAUACCUCGCUUUCCAAAACGUCCACGCCUCACCCUUGAGCAAGACUUCCAGAACCCAUUUGAUAUACAGGACUUGAUGAUUGCACAGGCUCCCACAGCUGAGGAGGAAAAUGAUACCUCUUCCACUUCAUCUUCCUCUUUAAACUUGUCCUACCCCUCCUCUUCUUCUUCUUCUGCCUCCUCUUCCUCUUCUCUGAUUCUGGAUACCCCAGAGGAGGAGGAGCCUGUUGAUGCAAUGCGUAAUUCUCCCCAGAGUUCUCCCCAGAGUACUCCCCCAAGUACUCCCCAGAGUUCUCCCCAGACUACUCCCCCAAGUACUCCCCAGAGUUCUCCCAAGACUUCUCCCAACACCUCUCCCAACACUCAGAGCUCCUACUCUUCCUCGACUUCAUGGAACAAGUUAGAUGAAGAGUUCAGCAGCCAAGAAGAGAGUUCAAGCACCUUUCAGUCUUCAACGGAUACUGAAUCCUCGCCCAGAGACCCGCUUGAGGAGAAGGUGACUGAUUUGGUGCAUAUCCUGAUUCUGAAGUAUCGACUGAAGGAGCCCAUCACAAAAGUGGAAAUGCUCAGAGUUGUGACCAAAGAGUAUAAGAAUCAAUUUCCUGUGAUCUUCAAGAAAGCUAUUAAGUACUUGGAAGUGAUUUUUGGUAUUGAUGUGAAGGAAACAGACACCGCCAGCCACCUCUAUGCCCUUGUCAACUCACUCGACCUCACCUAUGAUGAGAUACUGACUAAUGACCAGAGCAUGCCUAAAAAUGGCUUCCUGAUAAUUAUUUUGGGUGUAAUAUUCAUAGAGGGGAACUGUGCCUCUGAGGAAAACAUCUGGGAAUUCCUGAAUAUGAUGGGAGUGUAUGAUGGGAAGGAGCAUUUCAUAUAUGGGGAGCCCAGGAAGUUCAUCACUAGAGAUUUGGUGCAGGAAAAUUACUUGGAGUACCGGCAGGUGCCCAAUAGUGAUCCUCCAUGCUGUGAGUUCCUGUGGGGUCCAAGAGCUAAAGCUGAAACCAUCAAGAUGAAAGUUUUAGAAUUUUUGGCCAAGGUCAAAGGAAGUGACCCUGUUUCCUUCUCUAGCUGGUAUGAGGAGGCUUUGAGAGAGGAGGAAGAGAGAGCCCAGGCCAGAAUUGGUCCUGUGGAUGAUAGUACAGCCUUGUUCAUUGCCCAGCAUUGGUCAGCAGCAUCUCCUGCCCCUAGUGAAGAAUGA
Messenger RNA from Marmota flaviventris (yellow-bellied marmot), 1419 nucleotides. Its product is annotated as melanoma-associated antigen 10-like. Gene Ontology annotation, biological process: negative regulation of transcription by RNA polymerase II. NCBI's taxonomy places the organism in Eukaryota, Metazoa, Chordata, Mammalia, Rodentia, Sciuridae. Gene Ontology annotation, cellular component: nucleus. The record is from RefSeq and is a predicted model, not a curated record.